GCCGAUCACAUUCUUUCACCAACGAAAAAAACAUCGAGAACAGGCUUCCCAACACGGACUGGUGAAAAGCAGCACACAGAGAAAUAAAAAGUCUCAUUUUCACUGUCCAUGGCUAGGGUUCCAAGCAAGCACGACCGUGAUCAUUCUCCUUUGGAUUUCAAGGGAUUCUUGAGUAAUCUGCAGGAUUUUGAUGCUUCAAUCAAAGACAGCAGGAAAUUCAACUCACAAUCUCACACGGACAACAUGAAAGCUGCAAGAAAUAUGGGUAAAUCGACGCCUAGAAGUCAACCCGGUGUUUCAAGGCAAGAUGAUUACCUGAAAAAAUUUGAUCAAGUUGGCCAGCUGUCCAGUAGCUUUAUGUCCUCAGAUGUCGGGCCUGUGGAUGCUAAUUCAGAGAAAGAGUUGGGUAAUGAGUUCUUCAAGCAGAGAAAAUAUAAAGAAGCAGUUGAUUGUUAUUCCAAGAGUAUAGCGCUAUCACCAACAGCAGUAGCCUAUGCAAACAGGGCAAUGGCUUAUCUUAAACUUAAAAGAUUCCAGGAAGCCGAGGACGAUUGUACAGAAGCCUUAAAUUUAGACGAUCGGUACAUUAAAGCAUACUCAAGACGUUCGACAGCCAGAAAGGAGCUUGGUAAGCUUAAAGAUUCCAAGGAUGAUGCAGAUUUUGCUUUGAGGCUGGAGCCACAUAAUAAAGAGAUUAAAAUGCAGUAUGCAGAAGCAAAAUCUUUGUACGACAAGGAACUUAUUAAAAAGGCGUCUGCAUCGUUGAAAGAAGCAACACAAGGGUUGCAAAAAGAAUUGAAGUUAGAUAACGGCCCACAAUCUACACCCAAAAUUUCUGAAACCACAGUAGUCGCUGCAACUAAAACAGAGAGUUGCCCAGAGACUUUUCACAAUGUUGGCAAGAAAGCUUUAAAAGAAUCAGUUCACGAGCUUGCUGCCCGGGCAGCUUCUCUAGCCACUGCUGAAGCUGCAAAAGACAUUGUGCCUCCAACUACAGCUUACCAGUUUGAGGCUUCUUGGCGAGGAUUCUCUGGUAACCAUGCCCUACAGGCACGACUGUUAAAGGCAACGGAUCCUGUUAUGUUACCACAGAUCUUUAAAAAUGCUUUGUCAGCACCGCUGUUAAUUGAUAUCAUCAGGUGCAUUGCCACCAUUUUCAUUGACGAAGCUGACCUGGCUGUCAAAUUCUUGGAAAAUCUGCCCAAUGUGCCGCGAUUUAAUAUGAUUAUCAUGUGUCUUUCACCUACAGACAAAUCAGAUCUCCGAAGGAUUUGGGAUGAAGUGUUCUGUAAAAAGGAAAUUGCUCAACAAUAUCUUGAGGUUCUUCAACUAUUACACCCAAGAUACUGCAUUCAGUAAAAUAGAGGUAUUCCUCUUGAAGAUUGAUGGAUACUUCUUGUUAUAGUGUUAGACACAGAUCUUUGUAGAGGAACAGCUCUCCCCUUUGGAGCAGUUGAGUCAUUAAUGGGGGUAUACAUGAUAUCAUUAGUGGUGUAAACAUAACAUUCUUGCCGUAAUGUAUUUUUGAGAUGUUAUGCAAUGCAUGCAUGCCCUGGGAUGCUUGUAGUGGUUGCCUUAUAAGUUAUAUAACUGUAGUUGAUGUUA
Messenger RNA from Erigeron canadensis, 1605 nucleotides. Its product is annotated as RNA polymerase II-associated protein 3. The transcript is spliced from 11 exons. Gene Ontology annotation, molecular function: protein binding. Lineage: Eukaryota; Viridiplantae; Streptophyta; Magnoliopsida; Asterales; Asteraceae. The record is from RefSeq and is a predicted model, not a curated record. Bases 109 to 1359 code for a protein of 416 amino acids.